UGGUCCCACGUGGGUGCUGAGGUUCGACCGUCCUGUCCUGUGCGCGCGCAGACGUCGAGCGACCAAACGAGGUUGAGUCCAUUUAACAGCAGCACAAGUUUCUCCGGGACCUGUGGACUCCAGGGAGCUGCAGCUACUUCACCUACAGUAUCUUCGUCUACGUGACCCUGCUGUUCUCAUGGCUGUAGUUCGGUUCUACAGUAAUGAAGCUGUGCAGGGCCGGGCCUUGCAGAGAGCAGCUAAGCUCUACCCUCAGCUGUCAAUCAUCACAGAACUGUGCUACAAUGUGGAGCUGACAGGAUGUGAGAGUCUCAGUGAGGAGCAGAGGGAGGUCCUGCUCUGGUUGUUUCGCCCUCCCCUGCAGGCAGAGCCACUGUCUGAGACACCAGCGCUCACGCAGGGCAGCGGAGAGACACUGGUGGAGAUUGGACCCAGGUUGAACUUCUCCACUGCUUGGUCCACUAAUGCUGUGUCCAUCUGUCAGAGUGCCGGACUGUCUAACGUCACAAGGGUGGAGCUGUCUCGCAGAUUUUUAAUCAAGCCCCAAAAUGGAGAGAGCAUUAAUGAUGAGGAUGUAAAAAGGCUCAUUACGCUCCUGUAUGAUGGUAUGACCGAGUGUAUCUAUCAACAUCCCAUCACCUCCUUCACCGUGGAAACCAAACCACAGCCAGUGUUUGAGGUGGACAUUCUGGGGAAGGGUCGCGCAGCCUUGGAGGCAGCAAAUGAUGAGCUGGGUCUUGCCUUUGACACCUGGGAUCUGGACUAUUACACAUCGAUGUUUCAGAGGAUUAAAAGAAACCCCACUAGUGUGGAGUGUUUUGACUUGGCCCAGUCCAACAGUGAACACAGUCGUCACUGGUUCUUCCGGGGGCGGAUGGUUAUCGACGGGCAGAAGCAGGAGGAGACUCUUUUCAGUCUCAUAAUGGACACCCAGCGGCACAGCAACCAGAACAACGUCAUCAAGUUCUGUGACAACAGCAGUGGUAUCAGAGGAACAGCACUAGACUGUGUCUACCCAAAAGAUCCAUCGCAAGCCAGCCCGUAUAAAACGCGGCGCUCACUGCGUCACAUCAUCUUCACUGCAGAGACGCACAACUUCCCAACUGGCGUGGCGCCAUUUAGCGGAGCCACCACAGGUACAGGAGGUCGCAUCAGAGAUGUCCAGAGUGCUGGACGGGGGGGCCAUGUCAUUGCUGGCACUGCAGGAUACUGCUUCGGCAACCUGCACAUACCAGGCUAUGUCCUACCCUGGGAGGCUGAAGGAGAGGGGUGGGAGUAUCCCUCAAGCUUUGCCCCCCCCCUCCAGGUGGCCAUCGAGGCCAGUGAUGGUGCAUCAGACUACGGCAACAAGUUUGGAGAACCUGUCCUGUCAGGUUUCGCUCGUUCCUUCGGCGUGCGGCUGACCAACGGCGAGCGGCGGGAGUGGAUCAAGCCGAUUAUGUUUAGCGGUGGUCUCGGUUCUAUUGAAGACUCUUACGUGAACAAAGAAGAGCCAGAGACUGGAAUGGAGGUGGUGAAGAUCGGAGGGCCAGUGUACAGGAUUGGCGUGGGAGGAGGAGCAGCUUCUUCUGUACAAGUCCAGGGAGACAACUCCAAUGACCGUGAUCUGGGUGCGGUGCAGAGAGGAGAUGCUGAAAUGGAGCAGAAGAUGAAUCGUGCUCUUCGGGCGUGUCUGGAAAGAAGCAGCGGGAAUCCGAUCUGCAGUAUACACGAUCAGGGUGCAGGAGGAAACGGUAAUGUGCUGAAGGAGCUCAGUGAGCCAGCGGGAGCUGUUAUUUACUGCAGCAAAUUUAAGAAAGGUGACCCCACCUUGAGUGUGCUGGAGCUCUGGGGGGCAGAGUACCAGGAGAGCAAUGCCCUGCUGCUCCGCCCAGCGGACAGGUCUUUCCUGGAGAGGGUGUGUCGGAGAGAGAAGUGCCCCGUUGACUUUGUGGGGAACAUCAGUGGAGAUGGCAAGAUUGUGCUGGUGGAUGAUGAUGGACACGGAGGCAGCAGAGACCUGGCAGACAGAGGGCGCUGUCCUGUUGACCUGCAGUUGGAGUGGGUUCUGGGGAAGAUGCCACAGAAGGAGUUUAGGAUGGAGCGCCUGGCCCAGACCCUCCAGCCCCUGGCUCUGCCUGCUGGCCUGACGGUCCAAGACGCCCUGGACCGCGUUUUGCGUUUGCCUGCUGUGGCGUCCAAACGCUACCUCACCAACAAGGUGGACCGGUCUGUGACUGGGUUGGUUGCCCAGCAACAGUGCGUCGGCCCCCUUCACACCCCAUUGGCCGACGUGGCUGUUGUUGCUCUGUCACCGUUUAGCCUGGAGGGAGCUGCAACGGCCAUAGGGGAGCAGCCAAUUAAAGGCCUGGUGUGUCCUGCAGCCGGUGCUCGCAUGGCUGUGGGAGAAGCUCUCACUAAUUUGGUGUUUGCUAGAGUCACAGCACUGAAGGAUGUCAAGUGCAGCGGUAACUGGAUGUGGGCUGCUAAGCUUCCCGGUGAGGGAGCGUGUUUGUGGGAGGCCUGCAAAGCCAUGUGCGAGGUCAUGGGUCAGCUGGGGGUGGCCAUCGAUGGGGGCAAGGACUCUCUGAGUAUGGCUGCUAGGGUGGAAAAGGAGACGGUCAAAGCUCCAGGUGCUCUGGUUAUCUCGGCAUAUGCAGCCUGCCCUGACAUCACAGCCACUGUGACGCCUGAUCUUAAGGAUCCAGAUGACAAAGGCAUGUUGUUGUGGGUUGCUCUGAGUCCAGGCCAUCAUCGUCUGGGAGGCUCUGCUCUGGCUCAGUGCUACAGCCAACUGGGAGACAGCUCCCCUGACCUGGACCAGCCAGAACUAUUGACAGCCUGCUUCAACACCACGCAGAUGCUCCUCCAAGAACGUCUGCUGAGUGCAGGACAUGACAUCAGUGAUGGAGGCCUCAUUUCCUGUUUGCUGGAGAUGGCGUUUGCAGGCAACCGUGGUAUUGACAUUGAGUUGUCAGGAGAAGGUGGAGUAAUGGAUCUGUUGUUCAGCGAGGAGCUUGGUUUAGUUCUGGAGGUGUCGGCGUGUCACGUGGAAACAGUGUGUCAGAGAUACAGCAGUGCAGGUGUACAGUGCCUUCGUAUCGGCAGAACCCGUGGCUUCGGACCGGAAGCUACGGUCAGAGUCUGUGUGGAUGGACAGGAAGUGUUGAGAGGGCAGCUUCCGAACCUUCGGGCCAUCUGGGAGGAAACCAGUUUUCAGCUGGAGCGCCUUCAAGCUAAUGAGCUCUGUGUUAAACAGGAAGAAGAGGGGCUGGCCAGGAGAACUCAGCCCUACUUUAAGCUGACCUUUGACCCCUCUGAGACGCCCAGCAUCAAUGGACUCUCUGCAGGCCAGCCUCGGGUGGCGGUCAUCAGAGAAGAAGGCAGCAACGGAGACAGAGAGAUGUCCGCGUCUCUGUUCAUGGCAGGCUUCGAGGUAUGGGACGUCACAAUGCAGGAUCUGUGCUGUGGCUCUCUGACCCUGGAACCUUUUAAAGCUGUUGUGUUUGUUGGUGGCUUCAGCUAUGCAGACGUUCUGGGAUCAGCUAAAGGUUGGGCCGCUACUGUUGCAUACAAUCCGAAGGCCAAGGCUGAAUUUGAUCGUUUCCGGCAGCGAGACGACACACUAAGUCUGGGUGUGUGUAAUGGCUGCCAGCUGCUUGCUCUGCUGGGCUGGGUGGGAGAGUGCACGGCUGGAGCAGAGUCUGAAGUGGUGCUGACACACAAUAGGUCUGGCAGAUUUGAGUCUCGAUUUGUCACCGUUGGGAUCCAGGAGUCCCCGUCCACCUGGCUCAGAGGCAUGGAGGGCUCCGCUCUGGGAGUGUGGGUCGCACAUGGAGAAGGUCUGAUGCAAUUCAGCAGCUCAGAAGCCAGGGACCAAAUAGUGUCUGGUGGACUUGCCCCCCUUCGUUACCUUGACGACCACGGUCAUCCCACAGAAGAGUACCCUCUGAACCCUAACGGCUCCCCACAGGGCAUCGCUGGCCUGUGCUCCAGGGAUGGCCGACACCUGGCAAUGAUGCCCCACCCAGAGCGGUGCACCCUGGGUUGGCAGUGGCCCUGGGCCCCGAGGGACUUCACGCCUUCCCUCACACCGUCACCGUGGCUGCGCAUGUUCAAGAACGCGGCUGCCUGGUGCCACAACACACAAUGACGCAUCUGUGGUCAAAUUGUUGAUACUAUCAAAAUAGUAUUACUGUCUUUGUUGACUUCUGUGGACUGAAACAAUGCAUACUUCACUUUUUUACUUGUCCUGGUACUUUGUUACUGUAGGUUUUGUAGAUUGUGAUUGCUGUAUCACACCAGCCAGCCUUAUUACGGUUUAACUGCUCAAACUGAAGAUGUUAAAUAAAUAAACUAAGUGAACGUGA
Molecule: messenger RNA, 4349 nt
Organism: Betta splendens (Siamese fighting fish)
Lineage: Eukaryota; Metazoa; Chordata; Actinopteri; Anabantiformes; Osphronemidae
Gene: pfas
Product: phosphoribosylformylglycinamidine synthase
Exons: 28
Coding region: 179-4132 (1317 amino acids)
Biological process (GO): 'de novo' IMP biosynthetic process
Molecular function (GO): phosphoribosylformylglycinamidine synthase activity
Source: RefSeq, a predicted model, not a curated record